AUGAUAAGAGCUUCGGUGAUUCUUUUGUGCGUUUUCUUGCUAGGCGCAGCAGUUUCAGCCUCCCGUGAUCCUGCUACUGGUUAUUCUCUGGGUAAAAAACCCACAGAUUCUUGGAUAGCGAAAGCCUCGCCCACGGCUUCUCCUGGGAUUCAAGCCGCGGAAUGCUCCCACAAUACUAGGAUGUCCAAUCAAAAAUUUGCUUGGUUCAAAAUUGAUCCCUCCAAAGUUAAUCAAAAUGGCUCUACGUAUGGGACUUGCUACGCUACUACUAUUGCGCCUUCUGAGAGUCAGCUCGAAAAUAACAGCGGCUAUGAUGUCUUUUUCUGGCAAAACUCUGGAGGAAGAUCGGGAACAGGCACCGGGCCGAUAAGGGAUCCGAAUACCGGAGAACCUGGAUACGAGGACGAUUCAGGAAAGUUUCAUCUCGGGAACCCACCUAAUAAUGGCGGCUAUAAGAGUAGCAAGGGUAGGACCAAAAUUCCUGGUGCGCAUCAUGCCAGGGUUCGUACUGGUGCGGAUAUCAAUAAUUCCAGAACUGGUAACGGUCUUGCUAGAAUUGGGGAAAUCGGGAAAUAG
Messenger RNA from Puccinia triticina, 576 nucleotides. RefSeq lists its product as uncharacterized. The record is from RefSeq and is a predicted model, not a curated record. NCBI's taxonomy places the organism in Eukaryota, Fungi, Basidiomycota, Pucciniomycetes, Pucciniales, Pucciniaceae. The transcript has 5 exons. The coding region runs from base 1 to 576 and encodes 191 amino acids.